AUGCCCAAAAGGCGCGAAGCACCAACUCGCAAGACCGCUAGCUCUGCGAAAAGAAUAAAAUUCAGUUCUUUUGGCGCUCCCAAUGAAACCGAUGAUCUCCCACAGGCUCAUGUGGCUGCUCAGCAACAAUCGGGUCCUUCUGCUGGAGCCUCUCUGCGAGCCCCCCGCCACACUAAUGGGAUCCCUACUCUAGCUUCCUACGCUACUCGGGUGCUUGCGAUGCAUUUUAAGACACUCUGCCUCUCUGCAAGUGAGAACCUGAGGAUAGGCGGGCCUCCUAUGCUAAGAAGACUGAGUGACUUGCCGGAUACUCUCAUCCCGAACCUCCUCCUGCUCUUGCGGGAGUAUUGUCCAACUUAUUUAAGAUCGGACAUAAUCACAACGUAUCUUUUAAGAGGUCGCGAAAUACGGCUGUCGGGAGACUUUCCCGGAGUCAUUACCUCGGUCUUGGCCGCUAUCGGAGUACGACAUAACGCAGGGAUUAUAACCACGCUGGAGCUAACAGAACUCCCGGCGAUCGCUGAUCAAACGUUUGCCACGGUCGUAGCGAGGCUCCCGGAAUUGGAUAUAUUAAACUUGAGGAAAUGCAGUAAAGCGGGUCCUUUGGUCCUUGAUGCCGCAGCGUCCAAGUGUCCUCGACUUAAAGUGUUAAAUAUGAACUACACUGUUGCGACUCCUCGAUCGAUCUUAUCAGUUUUACUUGCGUGCAGAGAACUGGAGGUUCUUAAAAUUGCUGGUAGUCCCAAACUAAUUUCCGGCUCCAUAUCGGCUCUCAUCAAAUCUCAUACUGAAGCAAACCCAGACGACGAAAUACCCACUUUCAACUCUCUUAAGUCCCUUAAACUCCGGUUGACAAAACUCGGUGAUUCGGACCUUGCCGCUUUCUUCUUUCAUUGUCCAAAUUUAACGACCCUUGACAUCUCGUUCACCCAAGUCAAAAACAUUCCUAUUAUCUCACCAUUUCCUCCACUGAAGAAGCUUUGCCUCACUUCGACACGAGUUUCGGGUACAAAUUUGGUAAACGUGCUGGACAACUGCUCGGAGCUAGAAGUGCUUUAUCUGGGAGCGUUCGGCAAAACCUUGGGAGCAGCUUCGGGGAGCGGGAACAUCCUUACAGAUUCACUACUACGGGACAUAACAGACGUACUAGAAAGGUGUCCGAACCUCAGGAGUAUAAGUCUGGUCAGUAAUACGAGACUUGGGGCAGGAGGCAGUGUUGGUAGAGCGUUGCAAGACUUUGUCAAGAGGGUUGGACGAAGAUGCGAGAUACUAGACUUUGAGAAUAUACCUCAAUUGCGCUCUGGUGAUCUUGAAGGUUUACUUAGCACCUCUGAAUACGACCAACCUUCGCCACUUCGCGCCUUGAACGUGGCUCGUACGGGUGUAAAUGGGGAUGCAGCCAUGUUUAUUGCGGCGUGUCCGAAACUUGCGGAAUUGGAUAUUGCUUCGACUAGAUUUGGGAGUAAGCACCACGCGUUUUCGUGGAAUGGGUUCGGAUACUUAAGGGAAUGGUAUUUAGAGGAAGAGUUGUUCACGAUUCUGGAUUGUUGCCCAGAUCUUAUCCGACUGGAUUUGACUGGUUGUCGCAGUGUUCCUUUACAAGACAGGAGGCGAUUCUUUGAGGUGUGGGAGUCGGCUCGCGAAGAUGGAUCGAGUAGUUUGCCUUCGUUUAUCAUCAUGGCCAUGAGAGUGAACUGGUCUCCCUUUACAGGCGGACUUGGAGCAAAAUCUCGACCACCCACAACUCAAUUCUUGCGACAUUCUCAGACCAGACUAGCAUCUUCAGGAUUGGUCUACAGCUCAAGUCGUCCAUCAGGAAGUGAGAAAUCUAAGUUUAAUUGGACAUCGCCGACGACUCUUGUCCUGGGAUUUAUCCCCAUAUUCACAUUUGGACUUGGGACAUGGCAAAUACAGCGACUAAAAUGGAAAGUUGCCUUGAUUGAAGAGCUCGAAGAAAAAUCCCGUAGAGAACCACUGGUACUCCCUAAACGAAUCAACCUAUCUGUUCUCCCCGAGUUCGCCUACAGGCGCGUGUUGCUCACCGGGACCUGGGAUCCUGACCCAUCUCACACUAUUUUGCUUGGCCCGAGGACUCGUGACAACGUUUUAGGAUACCAUAUCAUCUCACCUCUGAUUCGUGGUGAUGGCGCCUCGAGCAUUUUGGUCAACCGAGGAUUCGUGUCGCGCGAUACCCUCGAACAGGGGAAACAAAUCAUGCAGGGUGUUCGAUCCGACAUUCCCAAGACUGCCGCCUUGGUCGCCGAUGCAGCCAAGCAAGGCAAGGUUCAGGUAGUCGGAAUGCUCACCUCGGCAGCAAAACGCAACAGCUUUACGCCGGAUAAUAAACCAGAGACAGGAGAAUGGUAUUGGGCUGAUGCUGAUGCUAUGGCAAAGGUAGCCUCAGGGCAGAAUGGCGAUGUUCAACCUGUAUUAGUAGACGAAUUAUUCGCUGGGGAUGGCGCUGAAGCAUCUCGGAGGAGCACGCAUGGGAUUCCAAUUGGGCGUCCUCCUGAGAUUGAGCUCAGGAACAUGCAUGCAACCUAUGCUGCCACCUGGUACUCGUUAUCGGCCGCUACCGCCUUCAUGACAGAUGUAAAACCUCCAGCACACCCCAGCUCUCCAAAACCAAUAGUACGAGCGAACCGUCCUGUGGACCAAACGUUCUAUCUUUCGGUCGUUGCUGGUAUAUGGCUUGGUUUCGGGGCAAUCGGCGCUCUCUCUGCUGCAUGCGGCGUUCCCCAGAGCGUACGUGCAGAGUGGCCGAUCAUUCCAAAGUUCCUCAUGGGUUCGAUAUUCGCUUUUGCUUUGCAUUAUAUUGUCAUAUUUGGGGGCGAGCUCUUCACAGGAACCAUCAUGAUAUUCGGAGUUGGUUGGAUAAACCGGGCGAUACCCAUUCGCCGUUCAGUGACUAAUCUAAUAAUCGUAUAUGUCGGCAACUGGUGUGGUUGCCUUAUCAUGGCAUAUUUCAUGGCGUAUUUGACUGGGAUAUUCGACGAUGCUUCGUCACGGCAAUGGCUGACGGUCGCCACGUUGGGUAAAACCCACGGUCACGGUUGGGGGGUUCUGUUCUUGAAAGGAAUAGGUGCAAAUGCGAUGGUUUGCAUGGCUGUCGUUCUUUACCACGCGUGCACGGAUUCUGCCGGGAAGAUCAUGGCGAUAUGGUUCCCAGUAGUUGUAUUCGUCAUCAGCGGUUAUGAGCACUGUGUAGCAAAUAUGUUCUUCUUAUCUGUCGGUCUGUUAUACGGUGCUCCUUCGACGAUUGCGCGACUCUGGUUCAAUCAAUCGGCGGCGUUGUGUGGGAAUAUUAUCGGUGGUGCGGUGGUAAUCGGAUUGAACCUUCAUCUCAUGAACAAUUGGAUUUCUCCUAUUCCCUGGGACCGAAAGCCCAAGGAGGGCAGUGAUGUGGAGAGGCGUUGA
Molecule: messenger RNA, 3417 nt
Organism: Rhizoctonia solani
Lineage: Eukaryota; Fungi; Basidiomycota; Agaricomycetes; Cantharellales; Ceratobasidiaceae
Product: formate/nitrite transporter family protein
Exons: 16
Coding region: 1-3417 (1138 amino acids)
Biological process (GO): nitrite transport; transmembrane transport
Cellular component (GO): membrane
Molecular function (GO): high-affinity secondary active nitrite transmembrane transporter activity
Source: RefSeq, a predicted model, not a curated record